AUGCAUCUACAACUCUUAACGCUUGCCUCCCUGGUCCUUGGUCUGUCACGCCCAGCACGGGGAGCCAGCAAGCUCAUUGCGUCCCACUUCUCGAGGUCGCUUUACUCGCUGACCCUCUCCGACACCAACGAGCUUGCGAUCGGUUCAAGUGUUCCGUCCGGCAAUUUUUGGCCCUCAUGGCUGGACCUUGAUACCGAAACCUCAACCCUCUACGUCCCAGAUGGAGCAUUUUGGUCUGCACCUAAUGGGCUUACGACCUUCACAGUCGAAGCCGAUGGAAGCCUGACGCCCGCUGAGGCCUCGAUACAGACCCUUUCUGAUGGUGGUGAAGUACACAGCACCCGCUACGGCGGAGUGGACGGCAAGAGCUUCAUCGCAAUGGCACAUUAUGGCACAGCACGAAUCGUGACUCGCGCCCUGCCCCUGACGCCGACAUCACAGCCACUUCAGCAAGUCACAUUUACCAUCCCCGCUCCGGGACCGGAUCCCCGUCAAGAUGCACCUCAUCCCCAUGCCGUGUUCACGGAUCCGACAGGCGCGUUCCUCCUCACAGCCGACCUUGGUGCAGAUCGCAUUCAUGUCUUUGCCAUCGACGCCGAGACGGGGCUUCUCACUCAAUGUCCUGCAGGAGAAGCCACACCAGGAGAUGGGCCCCGGCAUGGGGUCUUCUGGAGUCCUUCGAACGAUACUGAGGUCAGCGUCCUCCUCACUAUCAACGAGCUUUCGAACAGCGUCACGUCAUGGGAAGUUACCUACGAGGGAGGAUGUCUCGGUCUGCAGCAGAUCAAGUCCCUUUCCACACUGCCCGACGGUGUCGUGCCACGUAUGGGAGCGAAAGCGGCGGAGAUCAGGGUAAGAGACAAUUUCGUCUACGCAUCCAACCGCAAUGACGGCUCUUUCGGGGAGAAAGAAGAUUCUAUCGCACUGUAUGAGAUUGGUCUCAACGGUGAGGGACGAGCUGAGCUGCGGUUCGUAGAGAUCGCGUCGGCGCGCUCAUGGUUUCCCAGAACGUUUGACAUCAAUGCUGCGGGGGAUCUGGUUGCUGUGGGAGGACAGACUAGCGCGGAAGUUGUCGUGCUGGAGAGAAACAGUACGACCGGGCGGCUCGGUGCGGCUGUGGCUGCUGUGAGAGUUGGGGCGCUCGGGACACCGAACAAUGAAGAUGGCGUAAGUGCCGUAAUCUGGGAUGAGUGA
Verticillium nonalfalfae is the source of this 1194-nucleotide messenger RNA. RefSeq lists its product as uncharacterized. Bases 1 to 1194 code for a protein of 397 amino acids. The transcript has 2 exons. Lineage: Eukaryota; Fungi; Ascomycota; Sordariomycetes; Glomerellales; Plectosphaerellaceae. The record is from RefSeq and is a predicted model, not a curated record. Gene Ontology annotation, molecular function: protein binding; 6-phosphogluconolactonase activity.